UAUUCCAAAAAGUUUAAAUUGCAUUAGUUUAAGUUAUGCGUGUCUGUUUGGUUUCCACCGGAACUGCUCUCGUGCAAUUGACGACCGGACACUAUUAGGGGACGGAACAAACCAAGAAGUGGCAACAACAGCAACUAGCAAGAUGUGUUGUAAAGCGGAACGUUUGGGCUAUUAAACGUUACAUUGGAAUAUUUUCAUAGGUCGUUAAAGUGCAGCAGAUUACAACCAUGUGGAAGAACUCUUCUGAAGGAUCUGACCGACUUGAAUAUUUACAAAAUUUGGUGACAGAGUUUCAGGACACUGACAAUGAGGAGGCAAAAGAGCAAGUGUUGGCCAAUCUGGCCAAUUUUGCGUAUGAUCCCAAGAAUAUGGAGUAUCUAAGGGAGCUACAAGUGCUUGACCUCUUCCUAGACAUGCUUACUGAGGAAAAUGAAAACUUUGUGGAGUUUGGAAUAGGGGGACUAUGUAACCUCAGCGUGGACCCUGAAUGCAGAGACACCAUCCUGCACAAUAGUGGAAUUAGUUUAGUCACCAACUGUUUAUCAAGCCAGAGGGAAGAGACUGUCUUAUCUGCAAUUACUACCCUUAUGAACCUCACAACACCAUUAUCACGCGCUGAGAUAACUGACCCGGCCAUCCUGCAAUGUAUGUUGCGAUUUUCCCUCUCUGAAAGUCCACGACUGCGUAACCUGGCUGGUGUUUUUCUCCAGGACUGUUGCGCUAAAGAGCAGGUUGCCCAGACUGAGCAGGAGAUGCAUGGACAGCAGACAGCUGUUGGAAUCCCACUGCCCAGAAACAACUGAGCCAGCUCUUCCACAAACCAGGCCGUGAUCUGUGAUAUGGGAGGAAAAACUCCUAAGAGCUGAGGGAGAGAUUAGCGCCACCCUGAGCCCCUCAGUUCACAGUUUACAUUGUGGAUGAAGGUCUCCAGCAAACUAAUCCCACUGAGAGGCAAAGAGAAGCCCACCUGUCAUUGUCCCAGAUGGCUACUUGGCAGUGCACAAGCUAAAAGGCACCAAUUUGAAAAGAAAAUGAAAUUAAAAGGUGAUAAGAUUUUCAUGUCCAUGUUUACCUCGUAUUAAUCCAAAUCAUUGACAAAAUACACGACCUGUGUAAUUUGACUCAAUUGUUUGAAAAAAACAGGAGAGGUUCAUAAAAACCUCAUAGAUAUUUCCAUAGACAAAUACAGAGUCAUAAAGCCCCUCUACACUACCAAAUAUUUCAUCAAUAGAGAUGAAACAUUUUUAAGUAAUAAAACCUGUAUCCCAAAUACAAUAAAUAUGACUCCAUAUUAGAGUGAAACACGCCAGUGUGCUACACUGUAAAAAGUCAACCACAAGUUAAGAAAUUAUGCUAUGUAUAAAGGUUGUUCUAACUCUAACAUUACAUGUCAAACCUAUCUGCUGUAAUUAUGCAAUUCUUAUGCAGUUCUUAUGAAGUGAAUACACUGCACUGCCUGAAACCAUGUCUCUGCUGUUUAUGUAGAACUUUCACAAGGAAAACUGCAGUCUGAAUUCCUGAUGGUCUCAUGGAGAGUGGAGUAGGAGGUCUUUUCUCUGAGUCAAUGUUUUCCUGACCCAAAUAUCUGAGUUGCCCAAUGUCUAGCAGGUGGAUAUCGAACAUUCAUACAGUACCAUAUCACAGACCUGCGACAUCGACCUUGUCAAACUACAUUUUAUGCCAGAUCAGCCCCAGCUCCUUCUCAGCCUCCUCACACAGUUUAAACUUCUGGACCUGAGGCAACAGAGAGAGAGAGAGAGA
This is a messenger RNA of Cynoglossus semilaevis (tongue sole), 1761 nucleotides long. It is a transcript of the gene armc7, whose product is annotated as armadillo repeat containing 7. Bases 228 to 803 code for a protein of 191 amino acids. Gene Ontology annotation, molecular function: protein binding. Lineage: Eukaryota; Metazoa; Chordata; Actinopteri; Pleuronectiformes; Cynoglossidae. The record is from RefSeq and is a predicted model, not a curated record. The transcript is spliced from 6 exons.